GUAUGUUUGUGUGUGUGUGCUCCAGGACCUGAUGGAGAGCGACAACAUCACUCUGGACUGGAUGUUCAGAUACUCCCUCAUCACCGACAUCGUGAAGGGCAUGUUGUUCCUCCACAACAGCGUCAUUGUCUCCCACGGCAACCUGAAGUCCUCCAACUGUGUGGUGGACAGUCGCUUUGUCCUCAAGAUCACUGACUACGGACUAGAGAGUCUACGGACCGCCAGCUGUCCCGAGGACACACACGCCUACUACGCACGUAAACUGUGGACAGCCCCGGGGCUGCUGAGGACAGAGGCCCCCCCCCCCCGUGGGACGCAGAGAGGAGACGUGUACAGCUUCAGCAUCAUCCUGCAGGAGGUGGCUCUGCUGCGAGGAGUCUUCUUCCUGGACUCCCAAACCCUGACACCCAAAGGUCAGUCUGCCCCCCCCUCAGACCUGAUCGUGCACUCAGACCUGAUCCUGCGCUCAGACCUGAUCCUGUGCUCAAAAAUUCACUUUAGUCUGAUGUCAGUGGGAAAAACAUGUUUACAGGUUUUUAAAGUCCAUUAAUUCAGCUUUUCUGUCACCAUGGAAACAGACUGAGAGACAGAGUAUUUCUACACUGAAGU
Messenger RNA from Plectropomus leopardus (leopard coralgrouper), 609 nucleotides. The record is from RefSeq and is a predicted model, not a curated record. Lineage: Eukaryota; Metazoa; Chordata; Actinopteri; Perciformes; Serranidae.